UAAAGCAUUCACAACAAAAACCAUGAAGUUUGCAAUUGUUUUAUGCCUGUUCGGUUUGGCGUUGUCUGAAAACCUACACGGUAGAACUGCAUUCGGUUCGUCGUAUCUAAGUCAAGAUGGAUUAGAUCCCGGAUAUGGUACAAAUAUAGGAUAUUUACCUAACCUCGGAUACGGUGCUAAUUUGCCUCAUACGUCAACUCUCGGAUAUGGGACCAGAUUCGGACAUCGUGCAACUCUGGGAUAUCAAGCUGGACAAGGAAUCAACGGCUGGCAAGGUUAUGGAUCCAGAUUCAAUGCCUUUAAUGGUUAUAACGGUAAUGGACUUACUGCCUUUGGGACAAAUUCAGCCUAAUCCAGGCAACCGAUUACUUUUCCCCAGUACAGCGUACAUUCAGCCAAACCAGUUCCAUUCUCGUCACAAUACGGCGUACACGGUGUCUAUCCUCCAAGUGUCAUUUAUGGAAACGAAUACGGUCACGGCUAUGGAGGUUAUGGUAAAAAGUGGUAAUAAUUCAAUUAAAGAUUUAUGGAAUCUAA
Messenger RNA from Papilio xuthus (Asian swallowtail), 537 nucleotides. Its product is annotated as keratin-associated protein 19-4-like. Lineage: Eukaryota; Metazoa; Arthropoda; Insecta; Lepidoptera; Papilionidae. The record is from RefSeq and is a predicted model, not a curated record. The coding region runs from base 23 to 352 and encodes 109 amino acids. The transcript has 2 exons.